AAGCUGAGCUGAUUCCUGCUGGGCAUGAUAAUAAGUUGAUGUGAUUAGGUAUCCUUGCACAGAUCUAAAACUCCGAGUCAGCGCGGAUGUGGGUAGUCCAUGUCGGGUUUUUAGUGGAGUCCUGCGCUCAGACGGGCUCCUGCAGACGGGCAGCCUGCUCUCUCCACUGCACUGGCGCUGUUUACUGGAAGCCCGCUCCGCGCUGCUUCCACCAAGUGUCUCAACACUGUGAGCGGGAUCUUUUCCAGAGGCGAGCCGCUGAAACUUGUCCCCCCACUCACUUCACAGUCAGGAGGAGCCAGGGAGAAAGAAAGAAAGAAAAAAAAAGCCAGAGAGAGAGAGAGAAAAGAAGAGAGUGAGAGAGUGAGAGAAAGAGAGAGAGAGAUCGGCGGAACAAGUAAGCGGAGAGCGGAGAGUCUUCUCCCCCCCUUUCAUCAAGACACUGAAAGCCCCACUCUUGUCUGUCCCUCUCAAGUCUUUUUUCUGGGUCCCCGAGCUCCGCUUCUUCUUCUUGCUGCUGCUGCUGCUUCUGGAAGUGAAGGCGCACAGGAGAGAGGAGAAACAGAUGAGCUGCUCAGAGGUGCAUUAUUAGGUGUUGAUGAGAGGUGCAAGGGACUGAGCGCAAGAGCAACACCUUUUGCUUUGCCAUGGAAGUGUGUGUCCGGUGCAGGGGAAUGUACGGGCUGAGAGGGGGACCUGCUGCCGCCUGAUAGCCAGCCUCUGUCCCAGAUAAGGAGAGCAUGCCUCAGACCUGCAGACCCAGUCUCUUCGCUGCAGAGGAGUUCCCAUCAGACUGUCUUUCCACAAUCUGACAUUUUUGUUUUUUGUUUUUGUUUUUUUUUACAAUUCACAUCCCUUACUGACUUCAUUUCAGCCUGUUUGGCUUCACUGCUUUUCAAGAAAGGUGAGAGAAUCAAUGAUGAGCAUCUCUGAGACCGGUUGGCUUGGACUUUUUUAAUCAGAACCUCUUAGUCACAACACAAACCUGCCACAAACCAUCAGCACCAGGCGCCAUGGCAUGCUCCCUGUGGAAACUACACACCUUCUGCUGGUUUCUCAUCACACUAGCCCAAGUGCACUCCACAGAGGGGUUUAGUCGAGCUGCCCUGCCAUUUGGCUUAGUACGGAGAGAGCUGUCUUGUGAGGGUUACCCCAUCGAUCUGCGGUGUCCAGGAAGUGAUGUCAUAAUGAUCGAAAGUGCCAACUAUGGCCGAACAGAUGACAAGAUCUGCGACGCCGACCCUUUCCAGAUGGAGAACAUCAACUGCUAUCUUCCAGAUGCCUACAAGAUCAUGUCACAAAGGUGCAACAAUCGGACCCAGUGUAUCGUGAUCACGGGUUCAGACGUCUUCCCUGACCCCUGCCCAGGGACCUACAAGUACCUGGAGGUCCAGUAUGAGUGUGUGCCCUACAAAGUGGAGCAAAAAGUUUUUCUUUGUCCUGGGACUCUGAAAGCUGUCGGUGAUCCUUCCUUUCUAUUUGAAGCGGAGCAACAAGCCGGUGCCUGGUGCAAAGAUCCACUGCAAGCCGGCGACAAAAUCUACUUCAUGCCUUGGACUCCCUAUAGGACAGACACUCUCAUUGAGUAUUCCUCCCUGGAUGACUUCCAAAAUGCCAGGCAAACCAUCACCUACAAGCUGCCCCACCGGGUGGAUGGGACUGGAUUUGUGGUGUAUGACGGGGCCGUGUUUUUCAACAAGGAGCGUACCCGCAACAUUGUCAAGUUUGACUUGCGGACUCGAAUCAAAAGUGGUGAGGCGAUCAUCAAUAACGCCAACUACCACGACACGUCGCCCUACAAGUGGGGUGGUAAAACAGACAUUGACCUGGCGGUAGAUGAGAAUGGGCUGUGGGUGAUCUACGCCACAGAGCAGAACAACGGCAUGAUGGUUAUCAGCCAGUUGAACCCCUAUACGCUACGUUUUGAGGCUACAUGGGACACGGCCUAUGAUAAGCGCUCUGCCUCCAAUGCCUUCAUGGUUUGUGGAGUACUCUAUGUGGUCCGCUCCACCUAUGAAGACAAUGAAAGUGAGGUCAGCAAGAGCUUGAUUGAUUACAUUUACAAUACCAAACAGAACCGUGGGGAAUACGUUGAUAUCCACUUUCCCAACCAGUACCAGUACAUUGCAGCUGUGGAUUAUAAUCCGCGAGAUAACCAACUCUAUGUGUGGAAUAAUUUUUACAUCCUGCGAUACAACCUGGAGUUUGGUCCACCUGAUCCAGCACAUGCUCCGCCACUGUCAGAAGUCACCACGUCGCCUCAGCCUCAGAAAACUACAACCACCACCACAACAACCACAGUGCACUGGGGUGUGGCCAACACUACCACCACAACAGGGCUCAAGGAGGGCAGCAGGGGAGUGCCCAAGCCGCCUCCUGUGAUUCCACAGACUACUUCCCCUCCACCCCUCGAGUCCUUCCCUUUACCCGAGCGCUUCUGCAAGGCCACUGAGGAAAGAGACAUAAUGUGGCCUCAGACCCAGAGGGGCAUGCUUGUGGAGCGGCCUUGCCCCAAGGGAACACGAGGCACAGCCUCUUAUUUAUGUUCCACUGGGGCCUGGCACCCGAAGGGCCCUGAUCUCAGCAACUGUACCUCCCACUGGGUCAACCAAGUAGCCCAAAAGAUCCGCAGCGGUGAAAAUGCAGCUAACUUGGCCAACGAGUUAGCCAAGCACACCAAAGGCCCCAUCUUCGCCGGGGACGUCAGCUCCUCGGUGCGCCUGAUGGAACAGCUGGUGGAUAUCCUGGAUGCUCAGCUGCAGGAGCUCAGACCCAGCGAGAAGGAUUCUGCUGGAAGGAGCUUCAACAAGCUUCAAAAACGAGAAAGGACAUGCAGGGCAUACAUGAAGGCCAUUGUGGACACGGUAGAUAACCUUCUGCGACCGGAUGCCUUGAAGGCCUGGCAUGACAUGAACAGCACGGAGCAGACACAUGCAGCCACCAUGUUACUAGAUACCUUGGAGGAAGGGGCCUUUGUCCUUGCCGACAACCUCAUGGAACCUGCCAUUGUCAAAGUUCCUGCAGACAACAUAAUCCUGGAUGUGUACGUACUCAGCACGGAUGGCCAGGUCCAGGAUUUUAAAUUCCCACAAACCAGCACAGAGGGCAUCUCAAUCCAGCUGUCUGCCAACACUGUCAAGCUCAACAGUCGAAAUGGAGUUGCCAAGCUGGUUUUUGUGCUCUACAAAAACCUGAGCCAGUUCCUUAGCGCGGAAAACGCCACCAUCAAGAUGGCCAACGAUGCUUACGGCCGCAACGUGUCGGUCAACUCUGACAUCAUCGCUGCCUCAAUCAACAAGGAGUCCAGCCGUGUAUUCAUUAAUGACCCGGUGAUUUUUACCCUGAAGCACAUUGAUAUGAAGAACUACUUCAACUCCAAUUGCUCCUUCUGGAAUUACUCUGAGAGGAGUAUGAUGGGCUACUGGUCCACCCAAGGCUGCAAACUCCUGGACUCAAAUGAAACACACACCACCUGCUCCUGCAGCCAUCUCACUAACUUUGCGAUCCUCAUGGCUCACCGUGAAAUCACACCUGACGGUGUUCAUGGACCACUUCUGACUAUCAUCACUCGAGUCGGGAUCGUGGUGUCUCUCGUCUGCCUCGCCAUCAGCAUCUUCACCUUCUGCUUCUUCCGCGGCCUGCAGAGCGAUCGCAACACCAUCCAUAAGAAUCUGUGCAUCAAUCUCUUCAUCGCAGAGUUAAUAUUUCUAAUUGGUAUCGAUAUGACGGAAACCAAGAUUGGAUGUGCAAUCAUUGCCGGGAUCCUCCACUUCUUCUUCCUGGCCUCUUUCUCCUGGAUGUGUCUUGAGGGGGUGCAGCUGUACCUCAUGCUCGUGGAGGUCUUUGAGAGCGAAUACUCACGGAAAAAGUACUACUACGUGUCUGGUUACCUCUUCCCUGCCAUCGUGGUCGGCGUCUCCGCAGCUAUCGACUAUGAGAGCUACGGGACCGAUGAAGCGUGCUGGCUAAGGGUUGACAAUCAUUUCAUAUGGAGUUUUAUAGGACCUGUCACCUUUAUCAUCAUGCUCAAUCUCAUCUUCCUGGUCAUCACAAUGUACAAAAUGGUGAAGCACUCUACCACCCUGAAACCAGACUCUAGCCGACUGGAGAAUAUAAAUACUUAUCGCGUUUGUGACGGCUACUAUAAUACAGAUUUGCCCGGCUAUGAAGAUAAUAAACGUUUUAUCAAAUCCUGGGUCAUGGGUGCCUUCGCUUUACUGUGUCUGCUGGGUCUCACAUGGUCCUUCGGUCUCUUCUUUAUCAACGAGGCCUCAAUUGUCAUGGCAUACCUCUUCACCAUAUUCAACACCUUCCAAGGAAUGUUUAUCUUUAUCUUUCACUGCCUCCUCCAGAAAAAAGUCCGCAAAGAGUACAGCAAGUGCUUCCGCCACACGUACUGCUGCGGAGGGCUGCCGACAGAGAGCUCACACGGUUCUGCAAAGACUUCCACCACACGGACCAGCGCUCGCUAUUCCUCUGGUACACAGAGUCGUAUCAGGAGAAUGUGGAAUGACACCGUAAGAAAGCAAUCUGAGUCCUCCUUUAUCUCAGGUGACAUCAACAGCACCUCCACCCUUAACCAAGGAAUGACCGGGAAUUAUCUACUAACAAAUCCUCUUCUUCGACCACAAGGCACUAACAACCCUUAUAACACCUUACUGGCUGAGACAGUCGUAUGUAACACCCCCACGGCUCCAGUGUUUAACUCGCCAGUGACCUACAGAGAGACAAGGCACUCACUGAACAAUGCGGUGAGGGAUACAAGUGCAAUGGAUACUCUACCGCUAAAUGGUAACUUUAACAAUAGCUACUCACUCCGCAAUGGGGACUUUGGCGACAGUGUGCAGGUAGUAGACUGCGGCCUCAGUCUGGACGAUGCUGCCUUCGAGAAAAUGAUCAUCUCUGAGCUAGUACACAACAACCUGCGUGCCUGUAACAAAAGCCACCAACAGCAACAGCAGCAGCAGCAGCACCCCAGUUUACAUCAUCCACCCCACCACCAGCAGCCCCCGCAGUACCACCAUCACCACCACACGGAGCGGGCUCCGCCGAAGGUGACGGUGGUAGGCGGCAGCAGCAGCGAAGACGAUGCUAUCGUUGCUGACGCUUCGUCUUUGGUGCACAUGGGUGACACAGUGGGACUUGAGCUGCACCAUCAGCAGGAGCUGGAGGCGCCGCUCAUCCCCCAGCGGACUCACUCGCUUCUGUAUGCUCCCCAGAAGAAGGUGAGGACCGAUGGGGGAGUUGAAACCUUUGUCAGCCAGCUGACGCCCACCAACCCUGACGAUAGUCUGCAGUCCCCAAACAGAGACUCCUUGUACACUAGUAUGCCUAAUCUGAAGGACUCUCCUGAGAGCGGCCCAGAAGUAGUGGAGGAUCUGUCCCCCUCCAAGAGGAGUGAGAAUGAGGACGUUUACUACAAGAGCAUGCCUAACUUAGGGGCUGGCCAGCAGCUCCAAGCCUAUUACCAGAUAAGCAGAGGGAGCAGUGAUGGUUACAUUAUUCCUAUUACUACAGAGGGCUGCAUCCCUGAAGGCGAUGUACGGGAAGGACAGAUGCAGUUAGUGACAAGCCUUUAAAUGUAUUUAAAUCAUCCCCAAACCUCUUCCCGCCCUUUUGCAGCCAUGACCUCUUGCAGGACACACUGGUGAAGGGAAGGGAAGUGUUUGUUUUAUUUUUGAAGAGAGCCUAAAAGCCCCAUCAUACACACUAGCCAUUUACAAACCCCUCAAACCGUUCUCCUCCAGCUCCAUUGCCAUCUACCUUUUCCCCAAACAUGCCACUCUUCUUACCCUCCCUGCAGACCAACAGACUUUUUGCACAGCGAUGGCAGUGCAAAGUUUCAAUGAGACUGUACAUAAAAUGCAGAGUCGAAUUUCAAUUUUAAGAGACAAGCCAACUAUGUAUUUAAAUGUGCUGCUGCUGUUGAAUAAUUGAGAAUUUAAGGUACGAAAAUUUUAAAAAAAGACAAAAAAAUGUAAAAAAAAAUAAAUAAAUAAAGAAACAUUACUGGCUACAUCAGAUCAAUUUCCCGGUCAAAAGAUUGUACAUACACUCCCCAACAUCCUUGUUGAAGCCUGUUUUUUUGUUUUUUUUGUUUUGUUUUUUUAUUGUAAACAAAACUACAACACCCCUGGACCAGGACAUGGACUCUGUUUGUAAAAUGUUCCUGAACAGACUGUUAGAAAAGGAAUAUAAGGUCCUGGAUGCCCAGAAUCUCCAUCACCAUGAAGUUUGGAUUGUAUAACCACUAGCAAUCAAGCCCCUGGCCUUAUAUUUUCUCAACUGUACAUUGAACUGUUGUCAAGGAAAAUGGCUAAAAUAUAUAUUUUGUUGUAUUGCUAGUGUAAAAUAAAAAAAAAAUCAUGGGAAACCGUAAAUAUGAAGAAACAUUUUAAUUGCAAAAUUUAAUGUUUGAGAGACUAUUGUGUAGAAGUUGCACAUAUGUUAUACAGUGUGUUUAUGGUUCCAACAAUUUAUGGUAGUAUGUUUGAACGUAAAGGAGGAAAAGAAAAGAAAAGGAGAAUUUAACAAAUUACAAAGAUGCAUUAUCACUUUUUUCCACUUGUGAACAGUGUUUUCUGCUUAUUGAGUUCCAUUGAUAUCGCCCAUUGAAAUAUGUCUAUUUGAUUUUGCCAAAGUAUCAUUACUUUAGUAGAAUGGGAAUGCAAAAACCCAGUUAAAGUGAUUUAUGCAUUGCACAGUUUUUUUGUGUAAUUCUGAAUGAAAUAGAUCUUUUUAGCAGUCAUGGCAGAGUGAUGGGCAAGCGCAAAUGAAACUGACUUUUGACAAUAAAGUUUCCUAAAUGUAGUUCUUCCGCCUGGGUUUGGACAUUUUAUUUAUUGAAAUCUUUCCAAAAAAUAAAUGGGAAAUGUGUGAAUAUUUUCCAGCACUGGUAUACAUGCUGUACUGUAGCUCAUGUUUUCUAUGUAAACAUGUUACCAAGGGGCUCAUCACUUAAGACUGAUGUAAAGUUCAACACUUGUUUAACAAAUAAAAUAAAUGUGAGAUUUUUUGUCAAA
Molecule: messenger RNA, 7022 nt
Organism: Larimichthys crocea (large yellow croaker)
Lineage: Eukaryota; Metazoa; Chordata; Actinopteri; Sciaenidae
Gene: adgrl2a
Product: adhesion G protein-coupled receptor L2a
Exons: 26
Coding region: 1014-5579 (1521 amino acids)
Biological process (GO): cell surface receptor signaling pathway; adenylate cyclase-activating G protein-coupled receptor signaling pathway
Cellular component (GO): plasma membrane
Molecular function (GO): carbohydrate binding; G protein-coupled receptor activity
Source: RefSeq, a predicted model, not a curated record